CGCAAUAAAUAAGUAGCCCUGAGCUGAGAUCUGAGAAUCAGCAUGCGUGUACGAUCAGAUCCUCCUUGGCACCCACAUUCAAUUUCCAUCUUUGUACGUAAUGACAAGGUUUCCCAACCCGGGAAGAAGUCGCCUGUUUGACGAUGUGACCCCAUCCCCAACCCCUGGCCUUCAUAUGUAUGUAAACCUCAGCCACCCGGGCCAACCACCGCUCGUCGUUCGAGACCUCUUUGAAACGCCUAUUUGUAACAAAGUCUGCCGCAGAUUACGACAACACCCACCACUGCUACUCUCCCACAAAGCACCAGUCUACGUAGGCUCCCUCUUUCGUACAUAUUAACACAAUCGAUAAUAAAAACCUUGUCUGUCUGGGCAAAAGAAGAUUCCAUUGAAAUACAGAUCGCCCUGCUCUUUACUUGCGGGAGAAAAAGCUUGGCAUUCAUUUCUCUCAUCAUUCUUUGUUUGUUCCCGUCUCCAUUUCUCUUCGGCUGGCCUGGACUGGUGAUUGUAGUGCUGCGCAUUCUACGGCCGCUGGAUUUCCCUUCGCUCUUCUAUUCUUUUCGAAGUCUAGUUGUAUUUUACGCUAUUGGAAUUCCUCGUAUCUUGAUACCCAAGGAAGAAUAAGAAAGAAAAAAGGCACAAUGUUCGGAAAGACACGUAUCCCGCCCUACACUCCGUCGGCGAACGACGUGGUGCGCCGCCAGUACAUCGAGGAUGAGAAUGGUCGUUACGUAUGGUUUUGGUAUACUCGGACAGGCGUGAUUGUCAAAUGGUCGCUAUUCCUGGGUAUCCUGCUCCUACUAAUGCUGUACCUCGUCCUCGGCCGCAUGCACGCUAGGAAGCUCAUCCGGCAAGGCAAAAAACCAAUGACCUACCACGGCUGGCUGCUUUCCCGCCAAGAGAGAGGCACCGUCGACCCGCAAUAUGCUUGGCCGCAAGCUUCCUACACAACCUACCAACAGAGGCCGGGUUACGGAGCCCCUAACUACGGCAUGCACCAUAUGCCCCCGCCCGUCUACGACCCUAACAACAGACCUCCGAUGUAUGAGGGAGGUCCGCCGCCGAUGGGAAGCACUAAGAUCGAUCCCAUGCAAACCGGUGUAGAGCCGACGCGACAACCCGCUGGCGAUGACUAUGCGCCGCCUCCCGGGCCGCCACCACCUGCUGCGCAGAGAUAGACGGUUGAUUAGGGACGGAUAAGCACACGGGCGGUUAUGUUACUUAAUGUUGGGAAGGGAGAAAGGAUUUCAUAGUGGACUUGUCUAAAUUCAUACCCAAGCUUGCAGUACGUAGCAAGAAAUAGCAUUGAAUAUGACAGAUGACUUGUACGA
Molecule: messenger RNA, 1331 nt
Organism: Daldinia loculata
Lineage: Eukaryota; Fungi; Ascomycota; Sordariomycetes; Xylariales; Hypoxylaceae
Exons: 3
Coding region: 642-1178 (178 amino acids)
Source: RefSeq, a predicted model, not a curated record